AUGGAUAUUUCUAUGAAAAGAAGAACUCUGCUUAAGGUCAUUGUCCUUGGAGAUAGUGGGGUGGGAAAGACGUCUUUGAUGAAUCAAUAUGUGUACAAGAAGUUCCAUCGACAGUAUAAAGCUACGAUCGGUGCUGAUUUCGUCACGAAGGAACUUCAGAUUGAUGACAAGUUGGUGACUUUGCAAGUUUGGGACACAGCGGGGCAAGAAAGAUUUCAUAGUCUUGGAGCUGCGUUUUAUAGGGGAGCGGAUUGCUGUGUUCUUGUGUAUGAUGUGAAUGUGAGCAAAUCAUUUGAAACACUUCAGAACUGGCAUGAAGAGUUUCUCAAACAGGCUGAUCCGACUGACCCCGAGGCAUUUCCCUUCGUAUUACUUGGAAACAAAAUCGAUGUAGAUGGUGGAAACAGCCGAGCGGUUUCUGAGAAGAAGGCUAGAGAGUGGUGUGCUUCAAAGGGAAACAUACCCUACUUUGAGACCUCCGCGAAAGAGGAUUAUAAUGUCGAUGAAGCGUUUCUAUGCAUUGCGAAAACAGGAAUGAUCAAUGAACAUGAACAAGACAUUUACUUCCAAGGUAUUUCAGAAACUGUUUCAGAAGCAGAGCAAAGAGGAAGCUGUGCAUGCUAA
Prunus armeniaca (apricot) is the source of this 624-nucleotide messenger RNA. Lineage: Eukaryota; Viridiplantae; Streptophyta; Magnoliopsida; Rosales; Rosaceae. The record is from the annotation of a GenBank genome assembly.